AUGACUCCAAUUCAACAGACUCCUUCUGUUCACAACACUAUUGAUGAUUCCUCUAACGGUUUUCCAAAUCAAAUUUCGCUUGGUGAAUAUUUAUUUUAUAGAAUUUCCCAAGCUAACCCAAAACUUAAAUCCAUAUUUGGUAUUCCCGGUGAUUUCAAUCUCAAUUUAUUAGAACAUGUUUAUUCACCAAUCAUUGCUGAAAGAGAAAUAAAGUUCAUCAACACAUGUAAUGAAUUGAAUUGUGCUUAUGCUGCUGAUGGAUACUCAAGAGUUAUUGGUGGUAUGAGUGCUAUGAUUACCACAUUUGGCGUUGGUGAAUUAUCUGCUAUCAAUGGUAUUGCCGGUGCGUUUGCUGAACAUUGUCCUGUUUUACAUAUCGUGGGGACAACUUCGAUGAAAGAUAGAUUGCGUGCUCCAAAUGAAAUGAUUAAUAUCCAUCAUUUGGUACCAAACCAUGAUCCAUUAAAGCCACCUAAUCAUGAUGUUUACAAGUCUAUGGUUGAGAAUAUUUCCGUUGUUCAAGAAUCUUUAGACUAUGACACUAAGAAAAACUUGAUUAAAAUUGACAAUGUAUUGAAAAAAAUAAUUCAAGAGGCAAGACCAGGAUAUUUGUUUAUUCCAUGUGAUGUUCCAGAUCUUCCAGUUCCAGGUAAGAUGUUAUUCCUGGAUCCAUUUACUGCCGCUACAAGAUACACCAAUCUGAUAUUAUCAAAACAAGUAUUGAAUGACGUAACCAAUGCCAUCCUCGAGAAAAUGUAUGAUGCAAAAAACCCAUCAAUUUUCUCCGAUUGUUUAACAACAAGAUUUGGAUUCCAAAAUGAUCUCAAUAGAUUUAUCGACCAAAUCCCCGAAACCGUCAAAUUGUUCACUGCCAAUCUUGCUAGAAACUUGGAUGAAAGUAGAAAUAAUUUUGUUGGCGUGUACAAUGGGAAUGGAUCUUCCGAUGACAAAACUAAACAAGAAUUUGAAUCUUCAGAUUUUAUAUUAACUCUAGGGUUUUUCCCCAAUGAAAUGAAUACUGGUGGCCAUACAUCAAAUUUCUCAAUGAUAAAAGACGUUGUCAUUGUUCAUCCAGAUUACAUUAAAGUUAAUCACCAAAUUUAUCAUAUUAAACAAAAUGAUGGAGAAAGAUUAUUCACUUUGGGUGAGUUCCUUUGUACCUUGACUGAGAAAUUCGAUCCAUCAAAACUCUCGGUAGCAGCAGCAGAACCCAAAAAGAUUUACCAAUAUCAACCCUCGCAACAAUACAGUCCAUCAAAUCUUGAUUAUAUUCCACAGGGCAAACUCAUUGACCAUUUCAACAGCACUCUUAAACCCAAUGAUUUGUUUAUUUUAGAAACUCUGUCAUUUGUUUUUGGAUUACCAGAUAUGAAAUUCCCAACCAAUGUACAGUUGCUCACAUCUCCUUAUUAUGGUUCAAUUGGGUAUGCUGUUCCAGCUACUUUUGGUGCCACACUUGCUGUCAAUGAUUUAAAAUCAGAUAGAAGAAUUAUUGUUGUCCAAGGUGAUGGGUCAGCACAAAUGACGGUGCAAGAAUUAUCCAGUUUUGUCAGAUAUAAGGAGAUUUUACCAAAUAUGCCUCAUAUUUAUUUGAUCAAUAAUGAUGGUUAUACCAUUGAACGUAAAAUCAAAGGCCCAAAUCGGUCUUAUAAUGAUAUCAAUGGUAAAUGGAAAUGGCGUAAUUUAUUAAAUGUGUUUGGAGGUGUUGAAGGUGAAAUGUACGAUUCAUGUGUAUUGAAGAACAGUUCUGAAUUGGAUCAAUUCUUUAAUGGUGAUAAGACAAAACCAAUACUGUCUCACAAAUUACAAUUCUAUGAAAUAAUUGCUGGUAAAUUUGAUGUACCUCAAAGAGUCGAUAACAUGAUGUGUAUUUCAAAAAAUAAAAAUUGA
Messenger RNA from Candida albicans SC5314, 1890 nucleotides. RefSeq names its product phenylpyruvate decarboxylase (gene ARO10). Gene Ontology annotation, molecular function: carboxy-lyase activity; thiamine pyrophosphate binding. Bases 1 to 1890 code for a protein of 629 amino acids. The transcript has a single exon. NCBI's taxonomy places the organism in Eukaryota, Fungi, Ascomycota, Pichiomycetes, Serinales, Debaryomycetaceae. The record is from RefSeq and is a predicted model, not a curated record.